This is a messenger RNA of Entelurus aequoreus (snake pipefish), 1246 nucleotides long. RefSeq names its product wingless-type MMTV integration site family, member 8b (gene wnt8b). NCBI's taxonomy places the organism in Eukaryota, Metazoa, Chordata, Actinopteri, Syngnathiformes, Syngnathidae. Gene Ontology annotation, molecular function: cytokine activity; frizzled binding. The transcript has 6 exons. Gene Ontology annotation, biological process: canonical Wnt signaling pathway; multicellular organism development; neuron differentiation. The coding region runs from base 29 to 1111 and encodes 360 amino acids. Gene Ontology annotation, cellular component: extracellular region. The record is from RefSeq and is a predicted model, not a curated record.
GUCACCUGUCUGUCACCUGUCUGUCAGGAUGUUCAUGCAUUGGGAGGUUGGCUUCUAUAUCUUCAUCCUCCUGGCGCACAUGAGGUCCUACUGCUGCUGGUCAGUGAAUAAUUUCUUGAUGACCGGACCCAAGGCGUACCUGAUCUACUCCAGCAGCGUGGCAGCGGGGGCCCAGAGUGGCAUCGAGGAGUGCAAGUACCAGUUUACGUGGGACCGCUGGAACUGCCCCGAGAGAGCCCUGCAGCUGUCCACACACAGCAGCCUGCGCAGCGCCAAUCGGGAGACGGCGUUUGUGCACGCCAUCAGCUCCGCCGGGGUCAUGUACACGCUGACCAGGAACUGCAGCCUGGGAGAUUUCGACAACUGCGGCUGUGACGACAGCAGAAACGGACAACGAGGCGGUCACGGGUGGCUGUGGGGCGGCUGCAGCGACAACGUCGGCUUCGGCGAGGCCAUCGCCAAGCAGUUCGUGGACGCCUUGGAGACCGGGCAGGAUGCUCGGGCGGCCAUGAACCUCCACAAUAACGAAGCCGGCCGAAAGGCGGUGAAGGGGACCAUGCAGAAGACCUGCAAGUGUCACGGGGUCUCAGGAAGCUGCACCACGCAAACCUGCUGGCUGCAGCUGCCCGAGUUCCGGGAAGUGGGCAACUACCUGAAGGAGAAGUACCACCGAGCCCUGAAGGUGGAUCUCCUCCGCGGGGCCGGGAACAGCGCGGCCGGCCGGGGGGCCGUCGCCGAGACCUUCAGCUCUAUCUCCCGCAAGGAGCUGGUCCACCUGGAGGACUCCCCCGACUACUGCUUGGAGAACCGCACCCUGGGCCUGCCGGGCACGGAGGGCCGCGAGUGCGUGAAGAAGGGCAAGACCUUCAGCAAGUGGGAGAAGCGCAGCUGCAAGAGGCUGUGCGGCGAGUGCGGCCUGGCCGUGGAGGAGCGCAAGGCGGAGACGGUGUCCAGCUGCAACUGUAAGUUCCACUGGUGCUGCGCCGUCAAGUGCGAACAGUGCAGGAAGACCGUGACCAAGUUCUACUGCGUGAAGAAAGGAGGGGCCCGGGCGAGGAACGAGAGCGCGGGCAGCCGCCGGAAGAACCUUAAACUGAGGAAGAAGCACUGAGCGUCACACUUGGAGGGUGUAAAUGUAUUUAAGAUUUAUUUUUCUACAUUUUUUUUUUAUACACACAUUGUUGGGGGAUUUGUCGCUGAUUCGGUUCUUUUUCCACCGCUCUAUGUAUUUAUUUUUUAAAACAAU